ACUAAACGCAUUUCCCUUGCUGUAGUGCUUAAGGGAAAGCUACGUUACUGUUAGCAACAUAUUUUCAUUCGUCAGUCAUGGCACCGUUUUUAGAUACAGUGUUUACCGAAUGGCCGGCGGAUGUGUGCAAGUUCUCAAAAGCAUUUCCGGAAAUCUGCAUCGUAGGAACAUACUUACUGAAUGAAGAGACGCGUGUUCGUACGGGAAAGCUUAUUUUGUACGACACGCGAAAUAACAAAUUAAAUCGCAUAUUUGAAACUGAAUGUGAUGCAAUUUUAGAUUUUAAAUGGUCACCGAUAAAACCAGCGCUGUUAUUCGUUGCCCAUUCCACUGGAAAGAUUUCUGUGUAUGAGCAUCACGAAGAGUCACGUCUUCGGCCACUUCGAGUAGAUCAGCUUGUUGACGAAACGGUGCUGCUACUCGCGUUAGACUUCAGUCCGGAAGGCGACACACUGGCAGUGUCAACAUCUGCUGGACAGGUUCUGCUCGUUGAUGCUGAGACGGGCGAGCUCUGUGGUGAACCAUGGUCAGAACAUGGAUUUGAGGCAUGGACCGUGCAUUGGAGCCGAGACGUCGACAAGUCACCAAACGUUUUGUACUCCGGCGGAGAUGACGCAGCUCUCAUCUGCUACGAUCGUCGAAUGCCAGGUAUGAGCGUGUGGAAAAACCGGCGUGUACAUACCACCGGAGUUGUGUCUAUUCUUUCGAGACAAUCUUUUGGUCCAUACAUGUUGACUGGCGAGUAUGGUGACAUUAUUCAUACGCUAGAUGUCCGCUCUGCGUGCCUACCUCUUGCUGAUAAAAACUUGGGCGGCGGUGUUUGGCGACUUGAGCACAUGUAUACAGACAGUGUUACACGAAGUCAUGACAUUUUGGGUAUUCUUAUGCAUCGCGGAGCCCAAGUCUUGCGUGUGCCAGCAGGCUUUGAAGAUAUCGAGUUGCACUCGCAAGUUUUUGAUGAGCACGAAAGUAUGUGCUACGGAGGAGACUGGCGGUCGCAGGAUAAUACUUUUGCGACUUGUUCCUUUUACGAUAAACGAGUGUGUCUCUGGAAGGCAAGUCCAAUGAACGAGUCGAGCACUGCUAUCGAAUGAGGGAAUACAAAAAAAAAAGAAAAUGAAACGCUACAGAACAGAUGAGGCUUUGACCAAAAAGCAAGAGUGCACUUGAGGGUUUCGAUGGCAAGUACGAAGCUUUGUGUCUUUUUCAAUACCUCCAUUAAAAUCAAAAAAGAGCCAUUCUACCCGAGCACGGGAUUAUUUCUGCUCUUCAGCCCUAGCGGGUGACUUUGAAGGGCUCUGAAAGAAGCUUGAAUGCUUGUAUCGCUCGUAAUCUGGACGGCUCAAACUGUUGUGUGCCACUUUUAUAUCAAAGUGAAUGUCUGCAAUUAGCUUGUCAAUACCCUCAUAAUCAAGCUCUGGGCGAAUGUAACCCAUUACGGCCGCUCGAACUUGCUGGCCAUAAAAAUCUUGAGGAAAAGAAUGCAUAAUAUGUAUCUCUGCCGUACGCUUUUCAUUGUUGUAAUAAGGAUUCCAUCCGACACUCAUUACCAUCGGAUAAACCUCACCAUCUGCGACCUGUGCAAACCCAUAGUAUACACCAGACUCGCGCUCUUUUAACAACUCCUGUACUGCGGAUUCUAAGAUAUUGGCAGUCGGAAUCCCCAUUUCUCGAGAACCGCGCCCGAAUCCAUGAACAACUUCACCUUGGAAGAAAAUCGGAUACGGAGGUUGCACUUCUUGAGGGCCGACGAUUUCGGGUCGUGGAUUGGGAACCUGAUUAUUGCUCAUUAAAGUGGUAGUGAAAUAUGGUUGGAGGAGACUGUACGUGUUGGCUUUUGGUGGUAAGUAUGUUAAGCAGCUGCCUUUGUAAUCAUUGAAACAGUGUUAGACUAAAUAAUAAUAUAGCUUCUACAAGAUGAUACCGAACCAAUAACUAUUAAUAAGGAAACGAAUUUAUUGACAAAUAAUUCACAGAAAGGCCGAAAAAGAAGAUAAAGUCGUUUCUUGUUUUGUAUCAUCUUUAUUGACUUGUGCUUUUUCAUGAACAGAAUUUAGUUGGAAAGUUUUAGAAAACAAACAUUUCAUGUCAACGUAGGAAUAAUAGAAAAUUCGUAAAGAGCGUAAAGAGUGACCAGAAUGAUAAAACGAAAAUUGGAUACGUAAGAUCGCGUUGAAAUUAAGCGGUUUUUGCAGCAACACGG
Schizosaccharomyces japonicus yFS275 is the source of this 2203-nucleotide messenger RNA. RefSeq names its product WRDR85 family WD repeat protein. Gene Ontology annotation, molecular function: diphthine methylesterase activity. Lineage: Eukaryota; Fungi; Ascomycota; Schizosaccharomycetes; Schizosaccharomycetales; Schizosaccharomycetaceae. The transcript has 3 exons. Bases 78 to 1094 code for a protein of 338 amino acids. The record is from RefSeq and is a predicted model, not a curated record.